Saprolegnia parasitica CBS 223.65 is the source of this 821-nucleotide messenger RNA. RefSeq lists its product as hypothetical. The record is from RefSeq and is a predicted model, not a curated record. Gene Ontology annotation, cellular component: cytoplasm. Bases 39 to 770 code for a protein of 243 amino acids. The transcript has a single exon. Lineage: Eukaryota; Oomycota; Saprolegniomycetes; Saprolegniales; Saprolegniaceae.
GUCAUUUCCAAAUUGCCCACGUCGCUACCACUUCGAAAAUGACCUUUGAGAUCACCGACUUUAACACGCUCUCGGCCGCAGACCGUGCCUCGCUCAAGACGAAAGACGGCAAGGUCCACCUCUUCAACAACCUCAUUUGCCCGUUUGGGCACCGCGCGCUGUGGUCGGCGGUCGAGUCGAACGCGCCGUUCCACAUGAUUGACGUCUCGCUCGCGUCGAUGCCCGAGGCGUACAUUACCGAGUUCAACCGGUACCACACCGUGCCCUUCCUCCUCGACAACGGCACGUCGAUCUUCGAGUCGGCCAUUAUCGCACAGUUCCUCGACGUCAAGUACAACGGCGGCAAGCUGCACCAGCGCGACAGCCCCGAGCGCGCUGCGUUGGCGCAGCUGGCCCAAGCCAAGUUUGAGAUUGGGCCGUUCUACGGUCUCUUGCGCAACCAGGACCCGGCCAAGAAGGAGGGCUUUGAAGCCGACAUUCGCGAGACGCUCGACGAGCUCGAGAAAAUUUACCGGGAACACGCGGCCGAGUUCCGCGCCAAGGGUCCGUACCUCUUUGGCGAUCAGCUGAGCAGCGCCGAGAUCAACAUCAUCCCGUUCUUCUUCCGCUUCCAGAUCAUUCUCAAGCACUACCGCGACUUUGAGCUCCUCAAGGGCUACCCGCUCCUUACGGCCGCGUACGAAGCCGCGGUCGAACGCCCAGCGUUCAAGCAGACGAUCAAGGAGCCCGAGUUUUUCAUCAACGCGUACGCCAAGUAUGCCAACCCGUAAACCUCCUAAUGUAAUUUUGCAUCCCACGCCAAUUUGAUGACGCGUCUCGAG